UUGUUUUUAUAGGUUAUUCAUUUAUCAAAAAGUCAAUUUUGCUUAGUGAUAAUUAGUUGACCAAGAUUAGUUUUAAGUUGUCGAUAAUUUUAACAUAGAUAUAAUAGUUAGAAAGUAGUAAACUUUCGCAUAAAACUAUGAGUUAUGUUAGUGAUUUAAGUCAAUCUCAAGAAUAUUUAAGUUUCCGGAGUAAUGUACCCUUAAAACGAAUUAUAGUGGAUGCUGAUAAUUCGAAGGGAUGGCGAAUAUACGACUGCGGCCCCAAAUCGGUUCGUUGUCCACUAAUAUGUCUGCCUCCGGUUUCUGGAACAGCUGAUAUUUUCUUCAAACAAGCAUUGGCUCUCUCAGCUAAAGGAAUUAGAGUUAUAUCAGCGGAAUCUCCUGUUUAUUGGAAUGUGAUAGAAUGGUGUGAGGGGUUUAAAAAGUUAUUAGAUUAUUUGGAUGUUGAUAGAGUACAUAUAUUUGGUUGUUCUUUAGGUGGAUAUUUAGCUCAAAAAUUUGCCGAAUACACAGCACAUCGUCCUCGAGUGGCUUCCUUGAUUUUAUGCAAUACCUUUACGGAUACUUCCAUAUUUAACAAUCAUGAUUCGGCGGCAAUAUUUUGGAUUUUGCCGGCUUUAGUACUAAAGAAAAUGAUAAUGGGUAAUUUUGGAUCAUCGAAAGUCGAUCCAGAGAUGGUAGAAGCUAUAGAUUUUAUGGUAGAAAGACUGGAAACUUUACCGCAGACUGAACUAGCAAGUAGAUUAACCCUAAAUUGUCUUCGUGGGUAUGUGGAGAUUCACAAAUUAGUAGAUUUACCAAUUACCAUUAUUGACGUAUACGACGAAUCCGCCUUAUCGAACUCAGUGCGAGAAGAGUUGUACAAAUGUUACCCAAGUGCCAAAUUAGCUCACCUCAAGUCUGGGGGAAAUUUUCCAUACCUUAGUCGAUGUGCAGAAGUAAAUAUUCAUUUACAGAUUCACCUUCGACAGUUUGAUAACGCUACCUACAGUGCUUCUGAUAAACCACUUAUCCAUAAAAACUCAUUUUAAUGGUUAAGUUCCUAUAAUUUUAAUGUUAUCCGAGUGAUUUAGAACACGAAAAAAUAUUUCAGUAUUGGUAACAUUUUAAAUAAUAUUUUUGUAAACUAUUGGUAGAAAAAUAAUAAUAAUAUUGUCACUAGUAAUAUUUUUAUUAACAAUUAUGUCUUUGAAAAUAAUUAAGAUAGCAAAGACCUAAAGAUAACUACAAAUAAUACACAUAGGUUGAUCGCAGCAUCCGUUGCAAGGAACUUUAUUGACACAUGUUUAAUAGAUUUACAUUUGCAGCAUCGGCUAGUUGAGGAAUAUUGUACCGCGAAUAAAACUUGGCGUGCAAUUUACCCCUCUUGGAAAAGUUUCAAUGUCAAGAGCGCAGUGUACUCGGCGCAGUGAAAAACAUUAAAAAAUAAACCAACGGUGGCAAAUUUUUACAGACACCUUAAAUAAAUGGAUUUGCGGUGGAGAUCAGAACUCAUCACUGGAUCAUGUGAAAUAAAAAAUUCAAAAAGGUUUUAUUAGCUUAUGAGUUUCUCGAGGUAACGCUGUGGAGAUUUUUGUAUUUUUAACGAUUUCUGAGUUCUUGGUAUCACUCGAAAGUCAAAAAAGUGAAAUUAUUUGUAACAAAAGGGUGAAAAUCAACAUAUUUAUUAUUUUUAAACAAAAAAUAAGCAUAAAACCAAAUAUAUAUCGACAGCGUUACCUCAUAAACUCUCCAAGGAAAAUCUAUGCAAAAUUUCAGGAGGAUCGGACGAGUAGUUUUUAAGUUACAAUGUCCACCACCGCCUUUGAAAGAGCAGUUUUGAGAAAAACGCAUUUAAAGGUUUGACAACUUUUAUUUUCAAUUUUUUUUCUGUCAAAUCGUAAAAUGACGCACACCGUAAUAUAUUUUUUGAAUCGCGGAGUAAUCUGCAAAAGAGAAGGGGACCAGCUGUUGAACAUUUCUCACUACGCUCAAGCGUGCUGGCGCAAAACCGCCAGGUAGGGAUAUUCAACAUGUUAUAUCUCUGGUAAUUUUACUCGAUCAAUCAGAAAUAUCCAGAGAGUAUUCUUGCAGUUAUGCACUUUCAUUUACAAUAAUAAAAAAAAUCGAAAAAUUUCAAGAUGUCAUGGAACUCUUUUAAACCGGGAGAUAUUAACAGAACUUCAACCACGAUUUUUAAGUCCUGCCCUUUGCAAUACUGGAAGGUUAGAAAAGGUACUUACAAUUUAUGGAAAAAUCCACGGGUCCCCUGUGACAUUUUCCUGUGAAAUUUAGAUUUUUCAUGAGAAAAAAAAAAUGGGGAGUUGCGAUGAAUUUCUGAGUCCUGCCAUAUCCAUAGAAUGACAGGAUACUAUCAAUUUUAUGAAGACAAUUUUUUGGGCAGGAGGGUUGCAAAAGGACUAAGGGAGUAUGUAUAUGGAUAUACGAACAUGUAAUGAAAAUAAUGAAAUUUUCAUAAUUUUCUGAGUCCUGCCAACUUAAUAAAUUAAACAUAAUUAUUUGAAAAUGAUCGAAAAAAAUGUUGGCAUGACGUCUCCUAAUGUUUAACUGCACUUGUCUCUUGGAAAAUUCUGUGGAAAAUUUUCACCCUGGUUCCGGGGUUUCUAAUUAGUUUUUUUAAUAGCUCCAGAACACUUAACGAAAAAUUAUUUAGAAAAACAAAAACUGGUACACCUAUUUAUCUUCCAGAGAUAAAUCGAUUCCAUCAUUUGUCAAUUUUUAGUACCGGUUAUAGGCGUCCGUCUUGGGUAGAUCAACGAAAUCUCAUAGCUUGCUUUAAUUUUUAAGCAUUUUUGAGAGUAGAGUAUUAAAUUAUGAGGUAUUCUAUCUAGUACUAAAAGUUACUCUGGCUUUAAAUCGGUAAAUACACCGUUUCUUUUUUUCAAAUUUUUCUUAAAUUCAAAAUAUAAAAAAUUUUGAAAUUGAUUUUUCUAGAAAACAGUGCAUUCUACCGACUUACAGCAAGAGUACCGUUUAGUACUAGAAUACCUCACAAUUUAAUAAUAUAGUGUCAAAAAUGCUUAAAACUUAAAGACAAAAAAGUUAUGCGAUAAAAUAACCGUUGCCCUACCCAAAACGGACUCAUAUGACCGAUACUAGAGAUUCGCAAUUGAUGGAAUCGAUUUAUAUCUGGAAGAUAAAAAGACGGACCAGUUUUUGUCUAUCGAAAUGGAAGCAUUCUGGAGAUAAAAAAAUUUAAUUACAAGGCCCCAUCUUCAAAGAGCUCUAGCUCCUUUAGGAAAAUUUUUGGAUUAUGUGAAUUGUGUUAAAUUGUCUUAAAAUUAUCUUAGGAAUCUUAAAAUUAUAUACAGGGUGUUCCAUUUAAAAAAAAAACAUAAGUUUGUGUCCCCUGUCAAUACGGGUAGCCCUGUAUAUUAGAAAAUAUUUUUAAAUUAUGAUCCUCUCUUUGCCCCACGUUUUACCUAAAUAACUUUUUUUCGUAUCUCUUACGACAAACGAGUAAUUGGACUUUGUCACACUAAUGCCCCACCCUGUAUACGAAAUAACUAUAAAACCAACCUGCCUCUUUGUAAAUAGACUUAUAUUAAGAUUCUUGAAACAUAUGCAAAAUGGCAUGACUCAGAACAUCGUGGAAUUUUUCACGAAUUUUCUUACAAAUCUAGGACUCCUGCCGUCUUACAAGAACCGUUUAACCUUCCUGCCGAGUACCGAAAAAGUAUUGAUUGUAUUUGAGUAUUACAACUUUUUAAAGGCAGGACUCCUUAGAAAAUCUCGGAAUCAGGGUAAAAAUUUUGCGCAUAAUUUUCCAAGGGACAAGUAUACUUAAACAGUAGGAGACGUCAUGCCAACAUUUUUUUAUCAUUUUAAAAUAAAUAUGUUUAAUUUAUUUAGUUGGCAGGACCCAGAAAAUCAUGAAAAUUUCAUUAUUUUCCUUACAUGUUUGUAUACAUACCCCGUUAGCCCGUUUGCAACCCUCCUGCCCAAAAAAAUUUCUUCAUAAAAUCCAUAGUAUCUUGUCAUUCUACGGAUAUGGCAGGACUCAGAAAUUCAUCGCAAAACCCUAUUUUUAUUUUUUGGGAAAAUCUAAUUUUUACAGGAAAAUGUCACAGGAAAUUUGUGGAUAUUUUUGUAAGUACCUCGUCUACCCUUCCACUAUUGCAAAGGGCAGGACUUAGAACAUCGUGGCUGAACUUCUGUAUAAUAUCUCCCGGUCUAUUUGUAAUAGCUACCUACCUGCCAAUAUUUACAUAAAUUGUUUUCCUACAUUUUUAAUGUUAAAUAGAGAUGAUUUAUACCAUUAAGCAUUUAUGUAACUCUAUAUAACGAAAAAUUAGCCCUUAUACAAGAGUAUUUGAUAUUUAUUUUUAUACCAAUAUUGAGAUAUUUCCAUUUAAAGAGAUUAAAAUCCGAAUUAUGUAUAUUAUUCUACUUAAGAAAAUUACAGGAUAGAAUGAAUAUUUUAAAGAAUAGCUUUAUUUUGUAAUAAUCGUGUUGUGUGGUGAAAAAUAAUAAAUCGUCACAUACAAUGAAAACAUCUAUAAAAUUCUUGAAUAAUUCAUUAACAAAUCAGAUGUGCUUUGCUGAAGCAACACUGCCUGGCAGUUAUUUUUAUCUUAAAAAUCCUGCCCAACGUUACAAAAAAAUUAGUGGAGAUUUUAUUAAAAAUAGUCAGACACAUGGUUGUCAUCGUAUAUACAAAUCACUGUGGUCGAUGAAAAGAUGAAAGAUUGGCUCACAAAUUUUGUUUUUUGUCGAUAGGAUACUCUGAUUAAAAUAUAUCGAUUUUUUACCAUCAAGUUGAUAUAAAUUUUAUUUAAAAAAUUGAUUUCGCUCACAUAACUAAUAUUCAAAAUCGCCGGUCGCUUCAAACGUUUGUCUCUGAUACAACGGUUCAUUCUACACAAAAAGUGCUAAAUAAACAUUUUUUUUCUAUGGCGAACAGAUUGAGAUCUGAAAACCUUAAAAACUACUAACUGGAACAACAAAGAAAAAACAGAUCUAAAUGGAGGAGAGCCCUGACCAAGAUCCACAAAACAUUGUCGAGCGAAUGAGUGUGAUGAUAAUAAAAGUUCUCCAAUGAACAAUCAACUAUCAGCUUGUGGUAUAAAUGCGACAUGUCUCUUGGAUGACAAUAACACAGUACAAUCAUAAUAUACACAGUGAUGAGCGCGCUAAUAACCGGCAAAAUAAUGCAUAAGAUAGAAAACAUAUUAUUAAGUUGUGAGAUAAAAAGAAAUGAAAUUAGUAGAGGUGGAAAAUUUAGCGAUAAAAACGUAUAAAUUUACAUUAUAUUUUAGGCCUAUAUAAUCAAAACCUGCUAUAUCCAUUUUUUGAAAUUUUUCAGGAGACUAAAAAAACAUAGAAAGUGUAAAUUUCCCAAAAAGUAUCCGGCAUUUCUUUAUCAAAGUGACAUCAAUAAAUGUCAUAAAAUGCACACUAAUUUGGUAUAGUCAUUUUUCUACAUGCCUCUUACAUCUUCAGAAAUUUGUACUUUUAGUUUGGAUUUAGCAGAUUUUUAUUCUAAGCUCACUUAAUAUUGCUCAUUUUCAACUGCUUUUAGGCGCAAUUAAUGCACUAAAAGUAGGUAUUGAACCAUUUUGAUAGGAAAACAUACAAAAUAUACAAGAAAAAGAAGUAUUUUACUGUUUAUAAACUAUGGACAUAGCAGGGUGUGAUUCUAUGUUAACAUUUCAGUGGUAUAUUGAAGAGGAUUUAGCAGGUUUUGAGUCGAAUCCUUAUGCCUAUAGACUAAUAGUUACUUGAAUUUUGGAACUGUGUAAAAAAGGUAAAACGAAAAAUUUAGGAUUUAGCAGGUUUUGAUUCUGAUGGGCUCAUUUAUUGUUUCCCACCUUUAGACGUAUCAGAGGAGUAUGUCAACUAAAACUGUCACUGUCACAGUGGCAGUUGCCAAACUCGUCCGAUACGUCUAAAGGUGGGAAACAAUAAAUAGAAUGUAAAUUUAUAGGUUUUUAUCGCUAAAUUUCCCAACUCUACUAGUUUCAUUUCUUUUUAUUUGACAACGUAUUAUGCGUUCCAUCUUUUGCGUUAAUUUGCCGGUUAUUAGCGCGCUCAUCACUGUAUAACCUCCGUGGUUUUAAUGGAAACAAAACAAUUUGUAGUCAUACGUCAACUCGGUAUUAACCACCUUCAAAUGUGUCUUAAAUAGAACACGAGUGCCUUCAAAGUGACAGAAAACAAAUCAGAGUUAGCGUGAGCAAGUUAUAUCGCUAUAUUGUAUAAGCUUUAAAACAGCUAAUAUAGACAGAUGCAGUCAAUAGAGGGCGUUUACUCAAAAUAUAUCUAUUUAUGUUAAUGUGCACGCUUUGGGAAUUUUCUACUGCUCACCUUUCAUGUGAUUUGUAAGAUAUUAAAGUAUAUUCAUUUAUGUGACGAUCUAAAUAUUACGGUAGUAGAAAAUGUCGACAUAGUUAAGCUAGUGUGAAAACCAAAUUUUUAAUUAUUGUUUUUACUUGUAAUAAAUAUUUGUUUUAUAUAAAA
Messenger RNA from Diabrotica virgifera virgifera (western corn rootworm), 6459 nucleotides. Its product is annotated as maspardin-like. The transcript is spliced from 5 exons. NCBI's taxonomy places the organism in Eukaryota, Metazoa, Arthropoda, Insecta, Coleoptera, Chrysomelidae. The coding region runs from base 138 to 1031 and encodes 297 amino acids. The record is from RefSeq and is a predicted model, not a curated record.